Messenger RNA from Aplosporella prunicola CBS 121167, 1065 nucleotides. RefSeq lists its product as uncharacterized. Bases 1 to 1065 code for a protein of 354 amino acids. The transcript has a single exon. Lineage: Eukaryota; Fungi; Ascomycota; Dothideomycetes; Botryosphaeriales; Aplosporellaceae. The record is from RefSeq and is a predicted model, not a curated record.
AUGAGUCGAAGCUGGACAUAUCAAGAAGGAGUAUUAGCUCGUUCCUGUGUGUAUCAGUUCUCAAAUUCAGCUGUCGACCCUGCAAAUAGCUGGAGCACCCCCAGUAGACACCGAUUUCAACCAGUGGAAUCCGUUCAUCGGGCUCUCUAUAACCCUUAUUGGGAGAAUCUGCAUCAAGACUGGAAAAAUUGCAAGUAUAACAGAUUACACUUUUGGAUAGAUUGUCGCAUGAAGAGAUGGACCAAUCAAUCAAUAAUAGCGAAUGUGGUCAAAAUAACAGGCCAACGCGGAAGACUAGAGCAGUUUGUCCGCAGUUGGAAUGAGCUUGCAGGCAGGUCGACAACCAUGAUUGACGAUAUCCACGUCGUGGUGGCAAAUCUAUUGGACUUCCACGCAGGUACUAUCAUAAGUCACAAAGAUCAGCAAAGCCGUAUGAAAGCUAUGAUCCUAAGCUUUGACCUGCUGCCAUUUUCCCUUUUCUAUAACACUGGCCCGAGGCUUGGUCAGCACAUUCAGCACAAAAAUAGGUGGAUUCCACUAGGGCCAAGCAAAAGUCAACUUACGAUGUCGCCUACAGUAAAGCUCUUACAUGGAGUUGGCGAACUCCUACUCGAAGACGACUCAAAAUCGCUACAGAUAUUUCUGAUAACUGGCUUAGUCGGUAUAGAGCGGUUCAAGUUUUACUCUCCGAUGACAGGAGAUAUGUUCCUUGUACAGCCACAGCUUCCGGAUAGCGAGGGGUACCAGUUCUCUUCCGAGGGUAUCAAACUUAUUGUAUUGGAAGGCCCUUGGCAAAAUCCAACCAGCUCAAAGAUCCGUGGCGCUUGCUUCCAGGUUGUCCAAAGCGAGGGACUGGAGAGGAAUGAACCAGAUGAAAGAGGCAAUUCCCCUAAACUACGGCUUAUAUUCGAAUUUCCAUUAGAAAUCACACCUACUGGAGAAGAGGGGGAAUAUUCAAGAGCAAACGCCCUACAACCUAAGUUGUACACGGCCUCUGUUGUUUCUCCUGCAUGUCAACUUCUUAUUCAAUACGGUAAGCAUCUCUUGCCGCAAAUUAGCUAUUAA